GUCAUUGUCUCCGAACAAUUUAUAAAAUCGAUAGAAACUAUCUCAGAUUCUACGAAACAGUUUCGACUUUGUUGCUGAAGAAUGCAGGAAACCCUGCGGGAUUCGGAAGUCUAUAAUCAGCGAAAGAAAUAUAACCAUAGCUAGUGGAAAAUUGUAGAAAAUUGCUGGAUAAAUAUCGCCGCGUGCAAAUACAAAUAAACCCUACUUUUUAGUGAGCAAAGCCAAGCUCUGCCAGUGUUCUUGAAAAAGUGAACACGGAAACGUCGCGAAGCUCUGUAACAAUGAAUAUCAGAAACAUAUUUCUGACUUCGAUAAUGUGUGCUCAUGUUCUGGUAACUCAAUCGACGUUGCGGAUCGAGCUGGAUCGAUUCGAAGAGCUGACGGAAGGAUUGACGUCAGUGUUAGGCGACUGUAAGACGUUGAAGCAAAAUGCAAUCGGUGUCUUAACGAGUCCGCAGACAGCCAUCAAAUGGACCAAACAGUCCCUGAAAUCAGUCUCGCUGAUGAUCCUCGACGACGUAGAGAAAGCGAGACAAUUUCCAAGAGGAACUUUCGAUCACAAUCUGAACACGUUUUUAAUCACUGUGCCGUCCUCGUACCGUUUAAGAAGAAGCGUCCAAACGUUACGAGACACGAGUUUGUGGAAUCCUUCCGCUCUUUACAUAAUUGUCGACGAUAAGGAAAGCAAAGCCAGCUGUCGGAAUGCUUACCGAUUUCUUAAGACCAUGUGGGAGGAAGAUCUGCUGUCGUCAACGUUUGCCUGCGUCAACGGCGAAAGUAACAAUUACGAUGUGUAUACGUUCAACCCCUUCGCUUCUUGGGCGCCGAGACCGUGGCAACGAGUUGACGAAAACGAGGAACAUCGUCAUGGGGGUCAUUGGACUCUUCUGUCACAGACUUUCAACCUCGGUCGAACAACCUGCGGCGACCUGAACUUCCGGAAAACCGGGACACUGGGUGGUCACACGAUAAGAGCACUAGCAAGAGACAGUCCCCCGAACAUGUACAUCUAUCCCUCGGAGAAGGGUCUCGCGAAGCUGGACGGCCUGGACGGCACGAUCGCGAAAAUGCUUUGGCGCAAACUGAACGCGACACUGCGGAUAACUGCGAUCAGGAACGUCACCCACUACGAGGAUUACCAGCGUCUGCUGUCGAAGCGGGGCCACGACAUAUUCUUGAACAAUCAGUACAUCUUCAACAAGCCGGACGCGAUCACCACCUACCCCCACCUAAACUCGGGCAUAAGCGUGUUAACGAGGCAGCCGGAAAACGAGACGGCCUACGAGAAGAUCCUGAAGUUCAUGAACCCGGUGUUCAUGCUGGCAGUGAUCCUAGUAUGCCUGGCCACCGUGAUCCUUCUGCGAGUCUUCCUGGGCCGAGGGAUAACAGAAGCGAGUCUGGAAGUGCUGCGGAUGAUGCUGACCUUCUCGAUGCUGAGGUUCCCGAGGCGAAGCGCUUACAGGAUCUACUUGCUCACGGUCUUCGUACUGUUCGUGCUGACCUCCUCGACCUUCCAGAGCAACCUGUCCUCCCUGCUGACCUCUCCUAGCCCGUCGCUGUCCGUUGACGACACGGACACCUUGAUAGAGUCGAGAUUCGCGAUCUACGCGUAUCGCGGCUACAAGAACGCGCUAUUCGACGACAUCCUCUUCUCCAGGGUGAAGACGGUGGACCAUUGGGACUGCAGCGAGCAGGUGAUCACCCUGAGGAACGUUGCCUGCGUGGCCGACAGGUCGACGCUGCUGAGGGUUGCGUUCAAGAAGAAUCUUCACCUGUCGCAGCACAGAAUACAAACCUUGUCCUCCGCUUUCGUCGUUCGACCCGACUGGCCGCUUAACGAUAGAGUCAGCUCGAUGUUGUUGCAUCUGUCGGAGGGGGGACUGAUCGAUCUCGCCUGGAGGAACACCAUGGCUAAUUACGUGAGGAAGUGGAUGACGAAGGUGGACGCUGGGAAGAAGAGCUACGAAGUGAUGAAACUGGAGGAUCUAGCGUUCGCGUUUUAUAUGUUGUUCCUGGGGCUUGGAGCCGCUCUGUUGGCGUUCCUCGUUGAGAUAGGGGUGCGGAGCCGGAAGGGGAGAGCCGGCGGGUGGAACAAUGGGUCGGGCAUGCUGGCGUGAUCAAGUUAAUGGAAUUUUGUCGAGGUGAUUUGUUGCUUGAAUGUGCUGAAUUAUCGUGUUGGACGUUUCUGCGCGACGCGAUUCGUUUGUCUUGGACUUGGAAAGUAAUUUUUGGGGUUAUAGGAUGAUGCUGAAUUUAUUUAAUAAUGUUAGGAAUAGUGCUUGGGGUGUAUAAAUAUUGUACGUGCGCGCGAGAUGCGAGACGCAUUUUUGCAAAGUAAAAUUAUUUCGUGGUCAAUUGCGAGACAUAGGAAUUUGGUGAAAAUGUAUUUCUUCUCUUUAUAAUUUUAAUAAACUAAA
Molecule: messenger RNA, 2417 nt
Organism: Megalopta genalis
Lineage: Eukaryota; Metazoa; Arthropoda; Insecta; Hymenoptera; Halictidae
Source: RefSeq, a predicted model, not a curated record